Molecule: messenger RNA, 2464 nt
Organism: Oncorhynchus mykiss (rainbow trout)
Lineage: Eukaryota; Metazoa; Chordata; Actinopteri; Salmoniformes; Salmonidae
Product: permeability factor 2-like
Biological process (GO): chemotaxis; immune response; defense response
Cellular component (GO): extracellular region
Molecular function (GO): chemokine activity
Source: RefSeq, a predicted model, not a curated record
UGGGAAACAGUGUUUACAACCCUUUACAAUGAAGAUCUGUGAAGGUAUUUCGAUUUUAAGGAAUUAUCUUUUCAAGACAGGGUCCUGAAAAAGGGACAUUUCUUUUUUUGCUGAGUUUAUACAAAAUACCCCAUCAAUCUUAUUACAUUUCAUUUAAAGACACACUUCCGCUCAUAGAUGGGGCUGAAUGGUCAUACGUGGUGUGAUGUCGUAGUUGUACAGGCCAGAUGUGUUGGUUCAUGUUGAAUUUUUUUCAUGUGUGUAGUUCCCACGGCAAGCUCUGGCACCCUGCCUGUCUGGAGGAAUGUAAUUUCAGUUACUCAAUGUUUGCUUAUAUUGUAUUGUUUGUCACUUCCUGUUUUAGUGAAUGUAAUGUUUAUAACAGAACAUUAUAUUUAAAGUGUGGACAGAGAUUGUGAUAUUGACUGAGUAUACCAAAGAUUAGGAAACCCCCUUUUGCCCUCAGAACACCCUCAAUUAAUCGAGGCAUAGACUCCUGAAGGUGUCGAAAAACAUCAGUCAGCUUCAGAGGCCCGGGUUGUAUAAAGUAGCCCUACUUGCAAUAAAAUGUAGUUCUUUUAAUUAAAGAUUAUUGAAUUUAAUUAAAUUGGAUGAAGUUCAAGCAUUGUGUUGUCUGCCUGCUUUUCCCUACUAUGUCUUCAUUGAAACUCCCCAUCAUACAGUAGGUGAGCGAACAUACAGUAUAUCAUGCCCCUUUCAAUGGUAGAACAAAAUAAAUAGGGUCUGUGGCCAGGUUGUCAGGGUAAACUACUGGCCCUCAUAUCAUAGUUAGGUUCAGAAGUUUUGUGGUCUGUUGAGCCUAAUCACUGGCGAUGAUGAUUCUUUGUUGAAACGUUCCAUCCUGUGUGACGAAUGUCUUGUGACACAAUACGCAUAUUUCAGCCAUUUGUCCACAGCUAGGUUGCAUUAGAAAUGCUCUAUUAGUUGAUGUCCGUUAUGAUUCCAAUGUACUCGUCUGAAAUGUGUUAAUACAAAGUUGUCAGUGAGCAAUAUAGCGCUGUGCACUUAACUCAUAUGAAUAGUUUAGAAAAUAAAUCUGUUUAGUAAAGAAUCAUCAAUGCAUUCAAAACUCAAGCGUUUCAUAAAAUUUCAUAACACUUUAACUUGGCAUUUUUCCAUCUGUAUGAUGUGACAGAGGUUGUUCCAUGAGAAAGCUGUUGAGAAAUCAAAAUCAACAAGCCCUUAACCAACAAUGCAGUUUUAAGAAAAUAGAGUUAAGAAAAUAUUUACUCAAUAAACUAAAGUAAAAAAUAAAAUCUAUAAAUAAGUAACACAAUAAAAUAACAAUAAUGAGGGGGUACCGGUAUCAAGUCAAUGUGUCUUGCUGUCACUCAUGAGUUAAAGUGAGAAAUUCCCUACCUCAAUAAGCCCUCAAAGUCAGCCAAAUCCCAGAUUUCACAAUCUUUCACAUGCCACAAUGACUCACUCCCAGGACUCGGCUUUAAAACAGCUCUCUCCCCACAGUGGCAGACAAAGCGGUUUUCUUCUCACAGCGGCAGAUUUGAACUCACCACAGACAGAGAAGGAAGGAAAGAAAGAAAGAACUCGCAACUGGACUGAAAAAGAGAGAAAGAUAUAACAAUAAAACACUUUACAGUACCUUUUACCAGCUAGAUAACAACCUUAGACUUUAUUAGAGGAUUUCUAGUAGGAUCAUCUGUAACCCCAAGAUGAGCAUCAGAAUGUCAGCCAGUCUUGUCGUUGUGCUCCUGGCCCUCCUGACCAUUACUGAGGGGAUGAGUCUGAGAGGCAUGGGGGCUGACCUGCGAUGUCGCUGCAUUGAGACGGAGAGCAGACGCAUUGGUAAACUCAUUAAGAAGGUGGAGAUGUUCCCUCCCAGCUCGCACUGCAGAGACACUGAGAUCAUUGCCACUCUGAGCAAGAGCGGUCAAGAGAUUUGUCUGGAUGUCAGCGCUCCUUGGGUCAAGAAGGUCAUUGAGAAGAUGCUGGCCAACAACAAAUGAAGAGGGGGAAUCAUCCCAUGAAUACUCUGGGAUUCUGAACUGUUUACAAGAUACAAACCAAAUAAGUAUUUAUAAGAUUGAUAGGCUGAAUUAUAUCAUGUUCUAUCCAGGUUGGAAUACAAUAUUAGAUGUAGAGUGGCAUGAGACUGUUUUAAGUGAAAAGACAGUCGGUUUCUUAUAUACAACCAAGUACUAUGUACUAAACUUAUAUUUUAUUUGUAUUUAUAAAGUGUUUUUCUUUCAUUGUUAUAAUCAAAUUAUGAGAUUUACAUGCAUUCCGGUUGUAUUGGAAUGAUUUCGUAAUGAAUAACGUCAUAUCCUACUUGACCCUCAAACGAAUGUAUUCAUGCAAACCUCAGUAUAUUUAUUGAUAAAUUUAUUUAGUUGCCUAUUUAUUCAUGUUAAACUGUUGGAUCAUGUUGAAACUUCCAAUCUAAUUCAAUUACAAUAAAUGUGUAAAAAAAACAACUCUGAAAUCC